This is a messenger RNA of Dracunculus medinensis (Guinea worm), 6654 nucleotides long. The record is from the annotation of a GenBank genome assembly. NCBI's taxonomy places the organism in Eukaryota, Metazoa, Nematoda, Chromadorea, Rhabditida, Dracunculidae.
AUAUGCGAAUUUUCAGACGAACGUGAAAACGUGCAGAAAAAAACUUUUACGAAAUGGGUUAACUCGCAUUUGUUGCGAGUAAAUUGUAAGAUCCAUGAUCUUUAUAUGGAUAUGCGUGAUGGAAAAAUGCUUAUCAGACUGUUGGAGGUGUUGUCCGGGGAACGAUUGCCUAAACCAACUCGCGGAAAAAUGCGUAUACAUUGCCUAGAAAAUGUAGAUAAAGGACUGCAGUUUUUGCGGGAUCAGCAUGUUCACUUGGAGAAUCUCGGUUCUCAUGACGUUGUUGAUGGAAAUCCUCGGCUUACUCUUGGUCUUAUCUGGACAAUCAUUUUACGAUUCCAGAUUCAAGACAUAACAUUUGAAGAUGCAGAUAACCAAGAAACGCGAAGUGCUAAAGAGGCCUUGUUAUUGUGGUGUCAGAUGAAAACGGCUGGAUAUCCGAACGUGAACGUGAGAAAUUUUACCACUUCGUGGCGGGAUGGUUUAGCCUUUAAUGCACUCAUUCAUAAGCAUCGUCCCGAUCUUAUUGAAUAUGAGAAACUUCAAAAAUCCAAUGCACUGUUUAAUCUUGGUAAUGCUUUUGAUACAGCUGAGCAACAACUUGGACUCACAAAAUUCCUCGAUCCUGAAGAUGUGAAUGUGGAUGUUCCGGACGAGAAAUCAAUUAUCACAUAUGUGGUUACAUAUUAUCAUUAUUUCAAUAAAAUGAAGCAAGAGACCAUCCAAGGAAAAAGAAUUGGCAAAGUAGUAAAUGAAUUGAUGGAGAAUGAAAAAUUGGUUGGCGAAUACGAACGAUUAUCAAGCGAUCUUCUUGAAUGGAUUCGUCAGACAAUCGAAACUCUUAAUGACCGUCGUUUUGUUAAUUCUCUUAGUGGUGUACAAAAGCAGUUGGCGGAAUUUAAUAGUUAUCGUACGAAGGAAAAGCCACCUAAGUUCAACGAAAAAGGCGAUUUGGAAAUACUGCUGUUUACUAUACAAAGUCGUAUGCGAGCAAAUAAUCAAAGGCCCUAUCUUCCUCGCGAGGGAAAGCUUAUUGCGGAUAUUAAUCGUGCAUGGGAGAGUUUGGAAAGGGCAGAACAUGAAAGGGAGCUGGCGUUAAAAGAAGAAAUUAUUAGGCAAGAAAAAUUAGAACAGUUGGCAGCUCGUUUUGAUCGGAAAGCUGGGAUGCGUGAAACGUGGUUGAGCGAAAAUCAGCGGCUUGUCAGCCAGGAUAACUUUGGCACCGAUCUUGCUAGUGUUGAGGCAGCUACUAAGAAGCAUGAAGCAAUUGAAACUGAUAUAUAUGCUUACGAAGAGCGUGUUCAAGCCGUAGUGGCCGUAGCUGAUGAACUAGAAGCUGAAAACUACCAUGAUAUCAAUCGAAUUAAUGAAGGCAAAGAAAAUGUUUUGCGACUGUGGAACUAUUUAUUGGAGUUAUUGCUGGCCCGUAGAGUUCGGCUGGAAUUAUCAAUGGCAGUACAACGAAUCUUUCAUGACAUGGUUCAUGUACUGGACUGGUGUGAUGAGAUCAAAGCCCGUUUAUUGUCUGAAGAUCUUGGGCAACAUUUAGAAGGGGUGGAAGAUCUGCUUCAGAAACACGCAUUACUGGAAUCGGACAUUAACAUCAUUGGUGACAGAGUCCGAGCCGUAAAUGGUCAAGCUGAGAAGUUUACGGCGCCAAGUGGACCGGAUGGAAGCGGUUACAAGCCGGUGGAACCAUCACUGGUUGAGGAACGAAUGCAAAUUUUAGUAGAUCGUUAUGCAGAGCUUAAAAAGCUUUCGGAAGAACGUAAGCGUCGUCUUGAAGAUAAUCUCCGUUUAUAUCAAUUCUGGUGGGAUGUAGCUGAACUUGAACAAAAUUUGAAAGAAAGUGAACAGGUUCUAACGUCACCUGAUACUGGACGGGAUAUGGUUUCGGUUUCUUUACUCCUGGCGAAGCAUAAAAAUGCUGAACAAUAUCUUGAUAUGGCUGGUCGUAGAUUGGAUGAUCUUGAUAAAGAGGGAGAAAAGCUUGAAGCAGAAAAUAUCCCAGGAUCGGAAGCAAUCAAAGAACGCUUAGCUACUGUCCGAGACUACUUUAACAAAUUGAAGGAGUUAGCAGAUGAACGGCAUAAGCGUUUAGCUGGAGGUGUCAAUUAUUACCAGUUCUUUAAUGAUGCGGACGAUGUGGAUGCUUACUUAGUAGAUACUCUUCGACUUGUUGGAAGCGAAGAUGUUGGUAAAGAUGAAGGUACUGUACAGUUAUUGAUAAGAAAACAUGAUGACGUUAGUGAGGAUCUGCUGAAAUUCGAUGAAAAUAUCAAACAAUUACACCUGCAGGCUGAAAUGCUACCAGCUGAUGCUAGAACUCAUCCAGAUGUGCUGGAACGUCUGGAUACCACUCUGCGCCGCAAGGCACAACUUGAAGAGUUGUCUCGUCUUAGAAAGCAGAGAUUAUUAGAUGCCCUUUCUCUUUAUAAAUUAUUUAGUGAUGCAGAUAGCAUUGAAGCUUGGAUCGACGAAAAGGGCAAAUUACUUGCAACAUUGGUUCCCGGUGGAGAUCUUGAGGAAGUUGAAAUCAUGAAACAUCGUUUUGAAACUCUUGAAACAGACAUGAAUAACCAAGCUGCAAAAGUCGCCACUGUUAAUGAACUCGCCCGUCAGUUGCUUCAUGUUGAUCAUCCUAAUUCUGAAGAAAUACUGCAAAGGCAAAAUAAACUCAAUGCAAGGUGGGCUCAGUUACGUGAUAUGGUAGAUCAGAAACGGACUGAACUCGAUCAAGCUCAUCGUCUUGAAACGUUCCGUAUUGAUUGUCAGGAAACAGUUUCUUGGAUUGAAGACAAAACUCGUGUAUUGGAAGAUGCUGAUGACCUGACAAAUGAUUUAACUGGUGUCAUGAAACUUCAGCGGCGACUUAGUAUGAUGGAACGAGAUCUGGGUGCUAUACAGGCCAAAUUGGAUUCCUUGCAAACUGAAGCAGCGGAGAUUGAAAAAGAGAAACCGUCGCAUGCUGCAAUAAUUCGUGACGAUAUUAGACGUAUCCAACAAGUUUGGGAUGUAUUGAAUCGUAAAGUUAGAGAACACGAAGCUAAAUUGGAUGAAGCUGGCGAUUUGCAACGGUUCCUUCGUGAUCUUGACCAUUUCCAAGCAUGGCUUACUGCUACACAACGGCAGGUAGCGUCAGAAGAUGAGCCUCAGUCUUUGGCAGAUGCUGAGCAAUUAUUAAAUCAACAUGCGGCUAUUCGUGAAGAAAUUGACGGAUAUGCAGAAGAUUAUGUUAAGAUGCGUGCAAUGGGUGAUCGUGUCACUCAAGAUCAAACUGAUCCUCAAUAUAUGUUCCUUCGACAGCGUUUAGCAGGAUUAGAGGAAGGUUGGGAAGAAUUGCAACGCAUGUGGGAUAACCGCCAACAUCUGCUCAGUCAGGGUCUAAAUCUUCAGAUGUUCCUUCGUGAUGCUAAACAAGCUGAAGUUAUCCUGUCACAACAAGAAAACUAUUUAACUAAAGAGGAAGCACCUAGUUCAUUGGAACAAGCAGAAAAUAUGUUGAAAAAACAUCAAGAUUUUCUCACUACUAUGGAUGCAAACGACGAGAAAAUUAAGGCUGUUGUUCUAUUUGGUGAUCAACUUUGCACUGAUGGACAUUAUGCCGCAGACAAGGUCCAUAAAAAAGCUCGAAAUAUCGAAGAACGACGUGAAGCCAACAGAGAAAAAGCAGCCGCAGUAUUUGCCAAGUUGAAGGAUGCACUUGCCUUGCAACAAUUUUUAUCAGAUUGUGAAGAAUUGCGCGAGUGGAUCGAAGAAAAAAUGAUUCGAGCGCAAGAUGAAACCUAUCGUGAUGCAAAGACGAUUACAUCUAAGUUUCUUCGUCAUCAAGCAUUCCAAUCUGAGCUGCAAUCAAACAGAGAACGGCUUGACCAGCUCCGGCACGCAGCAGUUCGUCUGGCUGAAGAAAAGCCUGAAUUUGUUGGAACAAUCGAUCCACAAAUUAAAGAUCUUUCCGUACAGUGGGAACAACUGGAGAAAACUACGGUUGAAAAAGGACAGAAAUUAUUUGAUGCUAAUCGUCAGCAACUUUAUGUGCAAAGCAUUUCCGAUAUGAAGGAAUGGGCUGAACAAUUGCAACAACAAAUGUUGAGUGAAGAUACUGGUCAAGAUUUAACCACUGUCAACGUUGCCAUGCAAAAGCAGCAAUUAAUUGAGAGCGAAAUGGUUAAACGUGCUGCUCAAAUGGACUCACUGCAGCAAAUGGAACCGCAGUUAGAAGAAAUGCAUCCCGAUGAAGUAGAAGCUAUCAAGGCUCAUCGACUUGCUGUACAAGAGCAGCUGCAACGCCUACAAGCUCCACUUGAUGAUAGGCGUCGCCAGUUGGAACGAAAAAAGAAAGCUUAUCAAUUUAUGCGUGAUGUUGAGGAUGAAAAAUUGUGGUGUGCAGAACGCAUGCCUUUGGCACAUGCACGUCAAAUCGGUGAAAGUUUGUUCGACUGCAAUCGCCUUCAAAAAAAAUUGCAGUCACUUAGAAAUGAAAUUGAUAAUCACGAACCCUGGAUUGAAAAAAUUUGUGCCAAUGGUCGCGAACUAAUUGAUGAGGGAUAUGAAAAUAGUGCUGCAUUUGAAUUGAAAAUUAAUGAAUUACUAAAUACAUGGAAGGAACUGAAGGAUGCAGUCGAUGCACGUAAAGAGCAUUUAAGUGAAAGUGAAAAAGCCCACCAGUUCUUGUAUGACUGCAAUGAGGCAGAAGCAUGGAUGAGUGAACAAGAGCUUUAUAUGAUGCAGGAUGAACGCGGAAAAGAUGAAUUCUCCACUCAAAAUCAAAUUAAGAAUCACGAGCGUUUACAACAAGACAUCAAUCAGUACGCAGAUACAAUCAGAAAUUUGGCUAGCCAAGCUCAGAAAUUCGUUGAUGAGAAAAGUCCUUUACAUGAGCAGAUAAGUGUACGACAAGCACAAAUCGAAAAAUUAUACGCAGGGUUGCAAGAUCUAUGUAGAGAACGUAGAAAACGACUUGAUGAAACAUUACAGUUAUACGAGCUACAUCGUGAAAUCGAUGAUUUGCUUCAAUGGAUUGCAGAUAAAGAGGUUGUUGCUGGCUCGCAAGAAGCUGGGCAAGAUUAUGAACAUGUGCAGAUGCUCAUAGAAAGAUUCCAGCAGUUUGCUCGCGAUACUGAAACCAUUGGGUCAGAUCGUGUGUCCAGUGCAAAUGAUGCUUGUGAUCAGUUGAUCAGUCUGGGCCAUACCGAUGCACCUACUAUCGCCCUUUGGAAAGAUAGCCUUAAUGAAGCUUGGGAAAAUUUGCUAGAACUUAUGGACACACGAAUGCAACUUCUUGAAGCAUCUCGAAUGCUCCAUAAAUUCUUCCAUGAUUGUCGUGACUGCUUAUCUCGUAUCCUGGAGAAAAAUCAUGCAAUUCCGGAAGAACUUGGUCGUGAUUCUUCAUCUGUUGGUGUGCUCAAACGAAAACAUCUUACUUUUCUUAAGGAUAUUGAAGCAAUUGGUCAACAAGUAGCUCAGAUCGAAAGAGAUGCAGUAGAAUUGCGCGAUGCAUAUGCUGGAGAUAAGGCUAUCGAAAUAGGGGCUAGAGAGGCAGAAGUAACUAAAGCAUGGCGACAGUUACGGGCAAUAUGCGACUCUCGUUCUCAGCGACUUUCCGACACAUCUGACUUGUUCCGAUUCAUGAACAUGGUCCGUGAUUUGCUUUUAUGGAUGGAUGAAGUGAAACGUGAAAUGAAUACUCAAGAAAGACCCAAGGACGUAUCAGGUGUUGAACUGUUAAUGAAUAAUCAUCAGAGUUUAAAGGCAGAGAUUGAUGCACGCGAAGAAAAUUUCAAUGCUUGUAUUUCAUUAGGCCGUGAUCUUCUAAAUAGGAAACAUUAUGCCUCAUCAGAAAUUGAGAAACAAUUAAUUAAACUAACUACAGAAAGAGCAGAAAUGAUGCGGAGAUGGGAAGAUAGAUGGGAAUACUUGCAACUUAUAUUGGAAGUCUAUCAGUUUGCUCGCGAUGCAGCUGUAGCUGAGAGUUGGUUAAUGGCUCAAGAACCAUAUUUGAUAUCAAAAGAGUAUGGGCGAAAUCUCGAAGAGACUAUAAAAUUAAUAAAGAAACAUGAAGCAUUCGAAAAAUCAGCUGCAGCUCAAGAAGAGCGAUUCCUUGCGCUUGAAAAUGUGUGCUAUUUUGCAGAACGAAGUCGACUAGGUUCUUCGGAAACAUCCGGUUGGCGACUUUCGUUAUCUCGGUCGGUACGUUUCGAUGCUCAGGAUUUACGCGGCGUCGAUAUUGGUGAUGCAUUUGAAGGUGUUUUGAUCAGAAAGCAUACCUAUGAAUCGUUGUACCGAAAAGCUUCGAGCAGAUCAUGGGAAAAGGUUUAUGCAGUACUUCGUGGUUCCCAGCUGUCGUUCUUCAAGGAUCUAAAACACAAAGAGGAAAAUGUAUUUUUCCAUGGUGAAGAGCCGAUAUCUUUGGAAAAUUGUACGGUUGCAGUUGCAGCUAAUUAUACGAAAAAGAAAAAUGUGCUAUCACUGAAGCUUAGUGCUGGUGGCGAAUUUCUUUUACAAGCAGCAAGCGAGGAAGAUUUGGAACGGUGGUUGCGGCGUUUGCAAAUAGCAACUGGCCAGUCCCAAGAGGAACAGUCGCGCUCGCAAACGCUACCUGCAGAAGGCUCGUCAAAAGCUAAAAGAGGAUUUUUCAGCAGAGGCAAAAAAUAA